AGGUUCGUGUUUUCUCUUUUUUUAAAAAAAAAUAAAUCAAUUUAUACAAUGCCUGCACGUAAAACCAACAAAGAAUUACCUAGAAAGGAAGAAUCCAACGAUCUCAAGGGCUUAAAUAAAACAAAUCGUUCAUCUUCAAAAGAUAAACUAACCAUUUCAGUGACAGAAAACUCAUCACCAGAACAAAUACUUCGUUCCUCAUGGCUCUUUCUUUCUACAUUUCAAUUCUUUUUUCUCUUUCAAGACUAUUUCGAGCUUUCUUCAUUGAACAUUGAACAGUUAGAAAAUGCAAUGAUGCAGCAGGAAUCAAACGAAUUCUUGAAACAAUUCAUGUGUCAUGUACUAACACCACUCUUGAGUUCGAAUCAGCGUCGAGCAAUCAAUCCCGACAACUACGAGCAAUACUUAUUUACUCUGUUCCCUGAAUUUGGUCCCAAGUUUCAAAAACUUCAUGUCGUCGAUAGAAUUCAACUAUUGAAGAGAAUCGAAGAGGCACACUUGGAAAACAAUAGUGAGGACUUUUUGGCUUGGAAAAAUUCAAUGGAUGUGAAUGAGUUGAGAGUUGCACCACUAGGAAAAGAUGACGCUGGAUGGAAUUAUUGGUAUUUUGGGGAUACGCGACUUUAUAGAGAGAUACCUGUUUCGAAUGGGAAAAAAGGCUUAAAAGAAAUAACAAACAAUCAGUUUACGUUUGAACUUGUCUGCUCAAAUCUAGAAGACUGGGAGCGCAUUGUAGAGUCAUUUAGAACUGCUAAAAGGAAAGCACGAGAAUUAUCAGAAAAGAUUAUUGAACUGGGAGAAGAGAUGAUUGCCAGGAUAAAAUCACGAGAGGCAGCUAAACUGAAGCAAGAGGCAAGAUUAAAAAGAGCAAAGGAAUUAGAACAGAUACCCAAGAAGAGAAGUAGAAGAUUAGAAGCCAAAUAUGAGGAAGAAGCAAAGCGUCAAAAGGUGGAAGAAAUAGCCAGUCAGCAAGCUAUAUUAGAAGAAAUUGAACGACAAAAAAGAGUAAGGGAAGCCAAACAGCAAAGAGAAGAGGAGCAACGACAGUAUAGGACAGAGGAUGCACGAUUAAAGAUGGACGUGUCUAAUUAUAUCAAACAAAAGAUGAAUGAAGCAGAAGAAGAUGAUGAGAGAUUAGAAUAUAAACAACUAAAGAAUCAAUUACACAAAGACGCGAGUAGACAAGAGAAGUUAAAAAAGAUGAGAGGAUGGCUAAAGUUGCUAAAGGAAGAUGAAGAGAUUUCAAUAAGCUUGAAGGUAGAUAAAGAGAAGCAGAUCACAUUUGAAGGCGAUAAUAAAGAUCAAGCUGAUGAAUCAUUCACAGAAGUUUAUAAAAAGCUACUACUCAAUAAGUACAGAUCGCUCAAAGACUUUUGCGCUGACAUGAACGAACUGGAGGAUCAUGAUACGUCUUUCCUUGUGUCUGCUUGGAAAGAUAAAUAA
Molecule: messenger RNA, 1443 nt
Organism: Rhizopus microsporus ATCC 52813
Lineage: Eukaryota; Fungi; Mucoromycota; Mucoromycetes; Mucorales; Rhizopodaceae
Exons: 7
Coding region: 49-1443 (464 amino acids)
Biological process (GO): regulation of DNA-templated transcription
Cellular component (GO): RSF complex
Source: RefSeq, a predicted model, not a curated record